Messenger RNA from Phyllotreta striolata, 2687 nucleotides. NCBI's taxonomy places the organism in Eukaryota, Metazoa, Arthropoda, Insecta, Coleoptera, Chrysomelidae. The record is from the annotation of a GenBank genome assembly.
UGAAAUUGACAUUCUUGACAUCUUGUGUCAACGUUUUUCUACUUUUUUUAUAUUCUUCUUUUUAACCAACAAAAGUCAUAUGUCAUGUCACUUUGACACAUAACCUAAAAUUUUCUUUAAUUUUAAUCACCAUACAGUCACCACCUGUCUUGUAACGGCAAUAUUUGUAUUCCGUUUUUUUGGUGGUUUUUAUUCUUUCUUAGCUCUAUUUUAUCGUUAUUAAUUCAGAACUACAUAUGUUUUAAAAUGUCCAUGUUAGCAGAGCCUAGACGGAAGCAAAAAUGGUCCCUAAAUCCUCGUGGAAAAGAAUGGUCGCAAGAUACAAACAAAUUUGGCCAAAAACUGUUGGAAAAAAUGGGAUGGAAACACGGCAAAGGUUUGGGAGCCAAAGAAAACGGAAUAACCGAGCACGUAAAAGUUUCAUACAAAAACGAUAGUGCAGGUAUGGGUUUCAAAGAAUCGAAUGAUCAAUGGACAGAGCACGAGUCUAAUUUUAGCGCUUUGUUACAAUCCCUAACAUGUGAGGAAAUUGAUAUAAGCACCAAAAAAUUUAGCUCACUGGAAGAAAAAUCGCAAGCAUCGAGGGCUAGAGUUCAUUACCAUAAAUUUACGAGAGGCAAAGACCUAAGCAGGGCUUCGGAGAAAGAUUUAGCAAGCAUAUUUGGUAAAAAAUCGCUCAAAAAACCUACACAAAAUGAAACCGAGACUAACAAAGACAACAUCAAUCAAGACGAAACUGAAAAAACCUCAUCGGAAUUUUUAGUAAAUGCAGGCUCGAUGGCAGAUUAUUUCAAAAAGAAAUUACCGAGUUUUGGUAAAACCAAUCGUUACGUCGUUGGUGCCAACGGGGUAUUGAAAAUGGAGGAAUGCGAUAUCAUAAAGCCAACAUUCGGAUUCGGUUAUAUUAGUAGCAAAUUAAAAUCAAAUGAUACAAACGAAGAAGAUGGAAAUAAUAAAAGAAAAAUUGAUUCAGAUUCCGAGAAAGCCAAGAAGAAAUUGAAAACAGACGAUGAUUGUGGUGUAUCGAAUCCCGCUUACAAUCCCAUGUCGACUCCCAUUAAAAUUAAAAAACGCUUUUUAAAUCCCAUCGCAGAAGAAGCUGAUGAGAAUUCUAACACAAGCAUUCAAACAGAAGGGACACAAGUAUCCGAUGAUUCGACACAAUUAAAAAAGGUUGACGAUGACAGUGAGAUAAAACCGAAGAAAAGGAAGAAUAAAAAUAUCAUAGUCCACGAAAAUAUUCGUAUUGAUAAUGUAGAAAAUACUAAUGGAUAUAUGUAUACGAAGAAGAAAACAGUGAAGCAAUUAGAGGUAGAUAAUCCAACAUUUAACGAAGCCGAAGAAGUCGCCACGGAAUCAUCGAAAGUAGAGGAAAAUCCAUACGAGAUCAAACCGAAAAAGAAAAAAAAGGCUAAGCAAUUGGAGCUGGAUAAUCCAACAUUUAACGAAACUGAAGAAGCAGUUACAGAAUCAUCAAAUAUGGAAGAAAAUCCAUAUGAGGUUAAAACGAAAAAGAAAAAAAAAGCUAAGCAGUUGGAACUGGAUAAUCCAACAUUUAAUGAAUCUAGAGAAAUAGUUACAGAAUCAUCAAACAUAGAAGAUAAUCCGUACGAGGUUAAACUGAAAAAGAAAAAAAAAUCCAAGCAAUUAGAGCUAGAUAAUCCAGUAUUUAACGAGUCUGAAGAUGUUGCUAUGGAAACAUCCAACAUAGAAGAAAAUCCUUACGAAGUAAAACUAAAGAAAAAGAAAAGAACGAAACAGUCCGAAGAUAAUCCUACAUUCAACGCAACAGAUGACGUUGUUAUGAAAGAAUCCAACCAAGAAAAUCCAUACGAAAUUAAACCAAAGAAAAAGAAAACGAAACAGCUAGAAAUUGAUAAUCCUACUUUUAACGAAUCGAAUGAAGUUGCUAUGGAAACAACAACCAUCGAAGUAAACCCUUACGAAAUUAAGCCGAAAAAGAAGAAAAAAUCCAAAUCAUUAGCAAUAGAUAAUCUAGGAUAUACAGAAAAUCAAGAACCACCUAAAGAAGAUUCUAACCGAUUCGAAGUGGCCUCAAAAAAGAUUAAAAAAAAGGACAAAGGCGUAACGAAUCCUGCUCUAGACUUAUCUAAUUCGAACGAAAUAGAGUGCGACUUGGUAUUAAACGUAACAUCAACACCAGUAACACAAGAAGAAACCGUCGAUACAUCCAAAACCAACGGAAAAUCUAGUAAGCGAACGAAAGAUUUGCAACAAUUAAUCAAAAAGAAGAGCAAAAAAGGAGUCGAUAACCACAAUUUCAACAAGCAACAAACCCAACUGGACGAAAACGUCGACGCGUUCGCUAAAACCAUCGAUAACUGCCAAGCCGAAGUGGAAAAUGAUUUGAACGAGGCGAAAACCAAUGUCGUUACAGUUGAUGACAUUAUGGUAGGCGAAGUGGGUAACCCGCACGGAGACAACGAACAAUUACCCGAUGGGACUAAAUUGAAAUUCAGGUUGGCGAAUUUGAACAAGAAAACACCGGUGUACCACAUCAAUCAAAUGGGGCCCAAGAAAUCGUACAAGCAUUUGAUCAAAGGUGAUAUUUUGUUGACGUUCAAGAAUACGAAUUUGCACGAAGUUAAUGGGUAUGGAGAUUUGAAUAAGUUGUAAAUAAUUGUAACUCAAUAAACGUUUGUCCUGGUUUCUAGUUAGUGGAUUUA